UUUCCGGUGACGUCACCGCGUCUCAAUAUCCAUAAUGGGUCUGCAGCUGUCUGGAGAGCAACAAUAACAAGAGAAGCUCAGCGAUAAAACGAGUUAUUGUCUCGUCUCUGACACCUUUGCUAGCCCCAACUUUACAUCAUUCUGUCACCAACACCCUCGGUGAAUUAACUCUGGCCUCCGCUUCCUCCGACUCGGAAACCGGCGGAGCGUCGCCGCUACCGCGAAAGAAAUACCGAGCUUCGGUGGCGGAGGGAGCAGGGGGGCUUGGGGCUGCAAUUGGGUCAGCGGCCCUGUCUACAGUUGUGGGGAUUUUAACUUUUCCCAAUUCACCCGUUGCUCCUAUCAUUCGAUUCAAUCCGCACAGUGUAGCCCACAUCAACAUUAAUAACAUGCAAGCCAACGGGGCAGGGCAGGGUCAAGAUUCGGAGCUGUCCUGCCUAAACAACAGUGCGCAAAACGGAGAGUCGUCCUCCGCCGGGGAAGCUCACACUAACGUUAAUGGACUAUCCACAACAAACAAUGGGAACUCUGUCAGUAACAACGACGGUAUCCCAGCCCCAGCAGCAUCCAACAACACCGUGUCUUCGGAUGCAAACUCCGUGAAAAAGAAGAAACGUCUUUCUCAGUCAGAGGAAGAUGUCAUUAGACUUAUAGGGCAACAUUUACACGAUUUAGGACUUAAUCAGACAGUGGACCUGUUGAUGCAGGAGUCUGGCUGCAGACUGGAGCAUCCCUCUGCCACGAAGUUCCGCAACCAUGUGGUGGAAGGAGAGUGGGACAAGGCUGAAAGUGACCUGAAUGAGCUAAAAGCAUUGAUGCAUUCUCCAAGUGCUAUUGUGCGGAUGAAGUUCCUGCUCCUGCAGCAGAAGUACCUGGAGUGUCUGGAGGAUGCCAAGGUCCUGGAGGCGCUGCAGGUCCUGAGAGCUGAGCUCACUCCCCUCAAGUACAACACAGAGCGCAUCCACAUCCUGAGCGGGUACCUGAUGUGCAGCCAUGCAGAGGACCUGAGAGCAAAGGCAGAGUGGGAGGGCAAAGGCACUGCCUCCCGCACUAAACUCCUGGACAAGUUACAAACGUACCUGCCUCCCUCUGUGAUGCUGCCUCCGCGCCGGCUGCAGACCCUGCUGAGGCAGGCUGUGGAGCUGCAGAGAGAGCGUUGCCUCUACCACAACACCAAACUGGACAGUGGCCUGGACUCUGUGUCCCUCCUCUUGGACCACGCCUGCAGCCGGAAACAGUUUCCUUGCUACACCCAGCAGAUCCUCACCGAACACUGCAAUGAAGUGUGGUUCUGCAAGUUCUCCAAUGACGGCACCAAACUGGCCACGGGAUCCAAAGACACCACAGUCAUCGUGUGGCAUGUCAACACAGAGAGUCACCAGUUGAAGCUGAUAAAGACUCUAGAGGGCCACGCCUACGGUGUCUCAUACCUGGCCUGGAGCCCUGAUGACACUUACUUGAUUGCCUGUGGCCCCGAUGACUGCUCAGAGCUGUGGCUGUGGAACGUACAGACGGGUGAGUUGCGGACAAAAAUGAGCCAAUCACACGAGGACAGUCUGACCAGUGUGGCUUGGAAUCCAGACGGCAAACGCUUUGUCACCGGAGGCCAGAGGGGCCAAUUCUACCAGUGUGAUCUGGAUGGUAACCUGCUGGACUCGUGGGAAGGAGUAAGGGUUCAAUGCCUGUGGUGCCUGGGUGACGCUCGGACCGUCCUAGCAUCAGACACACACCAGCGUAUCCGUGGUUACAACUUUGAGGACCUUACGGACAGAAACAUAGUCCAGGAGGACCAUCCAAUCAUGUCUUUCACAGUUUCAAAGAACGGGAGGUUAGCUCUGCUGAAUGUGGCUACUCAGGGUGUGCACCUGUGGGACCUACAUGACCGGGUGCUGGUGAGGAAGUAUCAGGGUGUGACACAGGGCUUCUACACCAUCCACUCCUGCUUUGGAGGACACAACGAAGACUUCAUCGCCAGUGGGAGUGAGGAUCACAAAGUGUACAUCUGGCACAGGCGCAGUGAGCUGCCCAUCGCAGAGUUGACAGGUCAUUCACGUACAGUGAACUGUGUGAGCUGGAAUCCUGUAGUGCCCGGUCUCCUGGCCAGCGCCUCAGACGACGGCACUGUCCGAAUCUGGGGGCCCGCCCCUUUCCUUGAUGUCCAGGACGCUGAGGGGCUAAACGAAUGUUGUAGCAUGGACAGCUGAUGGUGACCUUGGAGCAGAAGACACUACUUCUCGAAUCCAGGAGAAAAACACUAAACUCUAACGAAUGAAGCAGAGAAACUAUUGCGUUUUGACAGCUGCUUUCUGAAGGUUUGGCUCUGGGGCUGUGCUCCAGUGGCAGGUGAUAACGUCACACACACGGAGAUUUCAGACAAAUCACUUAAAUUAACUGAUUACCAAGCAGGCACCUUGACUGACCUCCCACCUCUUCUUACCUGUGUGGCUCACAGUGUCUGAUGUCUGUUGCCCCUCCUGUGUUCAGCCAGGCCCCAUCCUCUUUCGUCUUGGAGCUAACCCCAGGUCUGCCACCUUUCACCUGCCUCGUCGAGAGUUUAUUAUUUAUUAUUGAUAGUAUUAUUUAUUGUCAUGAUUAGUACGUUGAUAUAUGAAGAGAGGGCUGUAGUGGUGGAGAGUGGUAUGGGUAUAUACAGUGCUGUGAAAAAGUAUUUGCCCCUUUUUAAUUCUCUACUUUUGCAUAUUUUUGAUACUAAAUGUUAUCAGAUCUUCAACCAAAACCGAAUAUUAGAUAAAGGGAACCUGAGUGAACAAAUAACACAACAAUGACACACUUAUUUCAUAAACAAAGUUAUGUAACACCCAAUUCCCCUGUGUGAAAAAGUAAUUGCACCCUUACACUCAGUAACUGGUUGUGCCAUCUUUAGCUACAAUGACUCGAACCAAACGCUUCCUGUAGUUGUUGAUCAGUCUCUCAUGUCGCUGUGGAGGAAUUUUGGCCCACUCUUCCAUGCAGAACUGCUUUAACGCAGCGACAUUGUAGGUUUUCCAGCAUGAACUGCAUGUAUCAAGUCCUGCCACAACAUCUCAAUUGGGAUUAGGUCUGGACUUUGACUAGGCCAUUCCAAAACUUAAAAUGUGUUGCUUUUUAGCCAUUUUCAUGUAGACUUGAUUGUGUGUUUUGGAUCAUGUCUUGCUGCAUGACUCGGCUGCGUUUCAGCUUCAGCUCACGGACGGAUAGCCUGACAUUCUCCUGUAGAAUUCUCUGAUACAGAGCAGAAUUCAUGUUUUGUUCUAUUAAGGCAAGUCACCCAGAUCCUGAGGCAGCAAAGCAUCCCCAAACUAUCACACUACCACCAUCAUACUUAAGGUUUUUAUUGUGGAAUGCAGUGUUUGGUUUUUGCCAGGCGUAAUGGUACACAUCUCAUUAUAAAAGUUAUACUUUUGAAUCAUCUGUCCAUAGAACAUUCUUCCAAGAGUCUUAAUGGAAGUGCAUGUGCAUUUUGGCAAACUUGAGUCUUUGUGAAUAAGGGUCCCAUUAUGUCUAACGAAAACAAAACACUGCAUUCCACAGUAAAAAACUCAUAGCAACGGUCAAGCAUGGUGCUGGUAGUGGGAUUGUUUGGGGAUGCUUUGCUGCCUUAGGAGCUGGACGACUUGCCUUAAUAGAAGGAACCAUGAAUUCUGCUCUGUAUCAGAUAAUUCUACAGGAGAAUAUCAGGCCAUCAGUCUGUGAGCUGAAGCGCAGCUGAGGGGUGGUGACCUGUCAACUCUGCGAUGGGCUGGGUCAUGCAGCAAGACAAUGAUCCAAAACACCCAAUUAAGUCUACAUGAAAAUGGUUCAAAAGUAACAAAUGUUAUGUUUUGGAAUGGAUUAGUCAAAGUCCAGACCUAAUCCCAAUUGAGAUGUUGUGGCAGGACUUGACAAAAGCAGUUCAUGCUUGAAAAUCCCAAAAUAUCGCUAAAGCAGUUCUGCAUGCAAGAGUGGGUGAAAAUUCCUCCACAGCGAUGUGAGACACUGAUCAACAACUAGAGGAAGCAUUUGGUUGCAGUCAUUGCAGCUAAAGUUGGCACAACCAGUUAUGGAGUGUAAGGGGGGGCAAUUAGUUUUUCACACAGGGUAAUAGGGUGUUGCAUAACUUUGUUAAUAUUUUUUUUAUAAAUUCGGGUUCCCUUUAUCUAAUAUUUGGUUUUGAUUGAAGAUCUGAUAACAUUCAGUAUCAAAAAUAUGCCAAAAUCAGGAAGGGGGCAAAUACUUUUCACGGCACUGUAUAUCUAUGAUGUUCUUCCAACAGGAAAGUGAUUUUUAUUGGUUUAUUUAUUGCCUCUAAUAAACCUCUCAACGUAUAAGAGAUUGGGGUUUUCACACACUGAAAAUAAUGACGUAUUUUAUUUCACCUCAAACUUUUAGCUAUUUUUAAAUGACAGGACUUACAGGCAUUUUAACUGAAUCGGAUAUAAAAGUGAAUCUUGGAGAUGCUUGUAUAGUUAUGAUGAUUACGUUUGUUUAGUGUUUUUUAACACAGUUAAAUACCCUUUUAAAUUGGAUGUAGCUUUGUUUCCCCAAAGGAUGGGAUGGUGAGAUUGAUGUGCAUGUUGCUUAGGCCUCACUGCUGCCAGAAGAAACCAUUUUGACCACCUGUGGUUCAGCUAAAUAGCAUUUGAUUAUAUGGUGGCUAUGCUCUUACUCUUCAGAGUCCAUGCUAGACCUAGUGAAGCACGUGCUGAGGCUAACUUUCUAAUGGGAAUGUUUAGGAGGUUAUAAACUGAGCAAAAAAAGAAACGUCUCACUGUUAACUGCGCUUAUUUUCAGCAAACUUAACAUGUGUAAAUAUAUGUAUGAACAUAACAAGAUUCAACAACUGAGACAUAAACUGAACAAGUUCCACAGACAUGUGACUAACAGAAAUGGAAUAAUGUGUCCCUGAUCAAAGGGGGGGUCAAAAGUAGCAGUCAGUAUCUGGUGUGGCUAGCAGCUGCAUUAAGUACUACAGUCCAUCUCCUCAUGGACUGCACCAGAUUUGCCAGUUCUUGCUGUGAGAUGGUACCCCACUCUUCCACCAAGGCACCUGCAAGUUCCCGGACAUUUCUGGGGAGAAUGGCCCUAGCCCUCACCCUCCGAUCCAACAGGUCCCAGACGUGCUCAAUGGGAUUGAGAUCCGGCCUCUUCACUGGCCAUGGCAAACACUGACAUUCCUGUCUUGCAGGAAAUCACGCACAGAACGAGCAGUAUGGCAUUGACAUGCUGGAGGGUCAUGUCAGGAUGAGCCUGCAGGAAGGGUACCACAUGAGGGAGGAGGAUGUCUUCCCUAUAACGCACAGCGUUGAUUGCCUGCAAUGACAACAAGCUCAGUCCGAUGAUGCUGUGACACACCGCCCCAGACCAUGACGGACCCUCCACCUCCAAAUCGAUCCCACUCCAGAGUACAGGCCUCAGUGUAACACUCAUUCCUUCGACGAUAAAUGCGAGUCCGACCAUCACACCUGGUGAGACAAAACAGCGAAUCGUCAGUGAAGAGCACUUUUUGCCAGUCCAGCGUCGGUGGGUUUGUGCCCAUAGGUGAUGUUGUUGCCGGUGAUGUAAGGCAGGUCCUCACCAGACAACAGGCCUACAAGCCCUCAGUCCAGCCUCUCUCAGCCUAUUGCGGACAGUCUGAGCACUGAUAGAGGGAUUGUGCAUAGAGGGAUUGUGCAUUUCUGGUGUAACUCGGGCAGUUGUUGUUGCCAUCCUGUUCCUGUCCCGCAGGUGUGAUGUUCGGAUGUACCGACCCUGUGCAGGUGUUGUUACACGUGGUCUGCCACUGCGAGGACGAUCAACUGUCCGACCUGCCUCCCUGUAGUGCUGACUUAGGCAUCUCACAGUACGGACAUUGCAAUUCAUUGCUCUGCCCACAUCUGGAGUCCUCAUGCCUCCUUGCAGCAUGCCUAAGGCACGUUCACGCAGAUAAGCUUGGGCAUCUUUCUUUUGGUGUUUUUCAGAGUCAGUGGAAAGGCCUCUUUAGUGUCCUAACUGUGACCUUAAUUGCCUACUGUCAGUGUCUUAAUGACUGUUCCACAGGUGCAUGUUCAUUAAUUGUUUAUGGUUCAUUGAACAAGCAUGGGAAACAGUGUUUAAACCCUUUACAAUGAAGAUGUGUGAAGUUAUUUUGAUUUUUACGAAUUCUCUUUGAAAGACCGGGUCCUGAAAAAGGGACGUUUCUUUUUUUGCUGAGUUUAGUUGUGGAGUGGUUAGGUGGUGAAGGAAUUGCUUAAACUUGCUGUUUGAACUGGGUUGUAUCACCCUUAACAUCAACGGGGUUAACUGGGUUUUCCUUGACUUUGAUCUCAUUUAUGUGUCCUCCAUUUCCCUCUCCUAUCCCUCACCUUUAUCGCUUACAUUUUUGGUGUAACCACUUUUUUUCUCUAGCUGUGGUGAAAUUAGCAUUUAUUUGCUGCUUUGUUUUUCCUUUUCCUGAUUUAUGUAUUCAAUACAGGCUGACAUAAGCAAGUUUUUUCAAAGACAUUUUAUCUGUUUAUGGCUUUUGUUUUUUUCUCAUUUCCCCUGUACUAUCAUUGGCCUCUUCAACCAUGUAUUUUUCCACGUACAAAUUGUUCCUGUUGGACAGUCAAGCAAAAUAAGCUUUUCUGAUGUGCUAUAUAUCUGUAUAUGUUAAUGGGAUGUAUAAUGAGAGUGUAAGAACAGCGUAUAGGCUAAGCAUUUUUCUGUGACACAGAUCUCCCCUGCAUCAGGCGAGCGCCUGCCCACAGGUCAUUACAGCCACCACCAGCUUGUUCUAUUACAGAAGACCGAUAGAUAUAAAAAUAUGUAUACACACCUCAGUACAGAUCAAACAAUCACAGAUGUGUUCUAGGUUCAGUUUAUGCAAGUUGUUCUUGAGACAUACCUUAUUUCCUUGCUGUAAACGCUUGGCGAGGUGAGAAGCCAUUAUUAGAUUUGUUAGCAGCUAGGUUCGGAAGAAUCCGUUUUGCAUUUAAGUGAUUGUAC
Oncorhynchus nerka (sockeye salmon) is the source of this 6942-nucleotide messenger RNA. Its product is annotated as WD repeat-containing protein 26-like. NCBI's taxonomy places the organism in Eukaryota, Metazoa, Chordata, Actinopteri, Salmoniformes, Salmonidae. The coding region runs from base 390 to 2204 and encodes 604 amino acids. Gene Ontology annotation, cellular component: GID complex. Gene Ontology annotation, biological process: proteasome-mediated ubiquitin-dependent protein catabolic process. The record is from RefSeq and is a predicted model, not a curated record. The transcript has 14 exons. Gene Ontology annotation, molecular function: protein binding.